Molecule: messenger RNA, 6965 nt
Organism: Acinonyx jubatus (cheetah)
Lineage: Eukaryota; Metazoa; Chordata; Mammalia; Carnivora; Felidae
Gene: NACC2
Product: NACC family member 2
Exons: 6
Coding region: 768-2513 (581 amino acids)
Biological process (GO): regulation of transcription by RNA polymerase II
Molecular function (GO): protein binding; RNA polymerase II cis-regulatory region sequence-specific DNA binding; DNA-binding transcription factor activity, RNA polymerase II-specific
Source: RefSeq, a predicted model, not a curated record
AUCUCUCUACCCCUUUGUCCCCCACCCCCUUGGCCCCCCGCCCUCCCUCCCUGGCAGAGUUGGUGGCUGUGCCAGCCCUGCAGACUGUUUGGAAUACUUUAAAUGCUUUGACACUCGGGCUGUGCUGGAUGGCAGGACGGCAGUUUACUGGGUGAUUCACAUGCAGAGCCGCACCAUGAAUCUCGGCGCUCAGUUGCCGUGGCACCACGGAGCGUUUCUCCGCGUACAGUACAGUAUUUCUGCCAUCUUUGUUUGCAUUGUGGUGAGUCAUCAAAGUCUGUCUUGUACCAACACCCGGAGCCGUGCAUUCCUCUGGCACCAACACUCCACUGUUUUUAAAGCCGGGGCUGGAGCUGGCAUUUACUUGGGCUCCCAAGUCAAAGGCCGCUAUUCAUUCCCGAGAGCUGCCUGAAUGUCCGUCUGCAUCCGGCCUCUUCAUUUAGAUGCUGUGCGCUGCCCCGGAGAGCCGGGCUGGGUACAGCUGAGCUGCGGCCGCCGAGCCCAGCGCCGAGACUCUCUGCCCUGCUCCUCCUCCUCCUCCUCCUCCUCCUCCUCCUCCUCCUCCUCCUCCUCCUCUCCCGGCUCCUCGCGCCCUCCCCACCCCAAGGGCUCCCGCUCUGUUUGCUGCAUUCCCGGAGCAGCUGGCGAGCCUGCCCCUGCCAGGCGGAGCGGGCACUGCCGGGCCACCGGCGGCAGCCGCCAAAGAUGUGCCCCGCUCGGGCGCUCCCGUGCUGAGUGUGAGGCGAGCCCUCUAGCGCCUGCCCGCCAUGUCUCAGCUGCUGCACAUCGAGAUCCCCAACUUCGGGAGCACGGUGCUCGGCUGCCUCAACGAGCAGCGCCUGCUGGGCCUCUACUGCGAUGUGUCCAUCGUGGUCAAGGGCCAGGCUUUCAAGGCCCACCGGGCCGUCCUGGCCGCCAGCAGCCUGUACUUCCGCGACCUGUUCAGCGGCAACAGUAAGAGCGCCUUCGAGCUGCCGGGCACUGUGCCUCCCGCCUGCUUCCAGCAGAUUCUGUCCUUCUGCUACACGGGCAGGCUGACCAUGGCGGCCAGCGAGCAGCUCGUGGUCAUGUACACGGCCGGCUUCCUGCAGAUCCAGCACAUCGUGGAGCGCGGCACGGACCUCAUGUUCAAGGUGAGCUCGCCCCACUGCGACUCGCAGACCGCCAUGAUCGAGGACGCCAGCUCCGAGCCCCAGAGCCCCUGCAACCAGCUGCAGCCGGCCGCCCCCGCAGCCCCCCCCUACGUCGUGUCCCCCUCCGUGCCCAUCCCGCUGCUGACCCGCGUGAAGCACGAAGCCACGGAGCUGCCGCCGGCUGCCGGCCCGGGCCUGGCCCCCAAGCGCCCGCUGGAGACGGGGCCCCGGGAUGGCGCCGCGGUGGCGGCGGGCGCGGCCCCCCUCAAGCUGCCCCGGGUCUCCUACUACGGGGUGCCCAGCCUGGCCACCCUCAUCCCCAGCAUCCAGCAGGUGCCCUACUCCCAGGGGGAGCGGACCAGUCCGGGGGCCAGCAGUCUGCCCACCACCGACAGCCCCACCUCGUACCACAACGAGGAGGACGAGGAAGACGACGAGGCCUAUGACACCAUGGCGGAGGAGCAGUACGGCCAGAUGUACAUCAAGGCCACCGGCAGCUACGCAGUGCAAGAGAAACCAGAACCCAUGCCGCUGGAGAGCCGCUCCUGUGUCCUCAUCCGCCGCGACCUGGUGGCGCUGCCCGCCAGCCUCAUCAGCCAGAUCGGGUACCGCUGUCACCCCAAGCUCUACUCAGAAGGGGACCCUGGCGAGAAGCUAGAGCUGGUGGCAGGCUCUGGCGUCUACAUCACACGAGGUCAGCUGAUGAACUGCCACCUCUGCGCAGGGGUGAAGCACAAGGUCUUGCUGAGACGGCUCCUCGCCACCUUCUUUGACAGGAACACACUGGCCAACAGCUGUGGCACCGGCAUCCGAUCGUCCACUAGUGACCCAAGCCGCAAGCCUCUGGACAGCCGGGUCCUGAAUGCUGUGAAGCUGUACUGCCAGAACUUCGCCCCCAGCUUCAAGGAGAGUGAGAUGAACGUGAUCGCCGCCGACAUGUGUACCAACGCCCGCCGCGUGCGCAAGCGCUGGCUGCCCAAGAUCAAGUCCAUGCUGCCCGAGGGCGUGGAGAUGUACCGCACGGUCAUGGGCUCCUCGGCCGCCGGCCCACCCCUCGACCCCGACUUCCCGCCCGCCGCGGCGCAGGUGUUCGAGCAGCGCAUCUACGCGGAGCGGCGGGCCGACGCCGCCACCAUCGUGGCUCUGAGGACUGACGCCGUGAACGUCGACCUGAGCGCCGCCAACAACCCCGCGUUCGAGGCCGGCGAGGAGGCGGACGGGGCGGGCUCCGUCAUCCAGGAGGUGGCCGCGCCCGAGCCGCCGCCCGCGGCCGCCCAGAGCCCCCCGCAGCCCUUCGAGCAGGGCGGCACCAGCUCCAGCCGGCCGCAGACGCCCGCGGCGGCCCGGAGACAGGAGGCGUCCUACGCAGGGACCUUGUAGAGGAGCCGCCGGCCCGCGGGACGGUUUUCCAGCUGCUUGCAUGCGUUACUAAUACAACAAAUGUGAUCAAGCCACUUACCUACGGAACUGCUACUGUUGCCUGAAAAAAAUGUGAUUUUUAUCCUGCUUGUAUUUAAAGUUGAUGAAGGAAACACACGCAUUCGAUAUACUGUAAGGACGAGUCCGCCGGUGACCUCGCGAGGAAGGUCCCAGGGCCCCUUUUGAUACCUGCGAGGUUAGCCUCCAGGCUGUGGCCCCGCCCCCCGCCCCACCCCCACCCCUCGCGGGGGCGGGGACGGGGACGGGAGCCUGGGGGAGGGGAGAGGGGGGGUCCGCCUGCCCUGCCUCCCCGCCCUGCCCGCCCCUUCUGCCCAGGGGGCCUGGGUGUGGGGCACGCGCCCCCUGACACUCACUGCUCACCGCCCUGGGGCCAGGGGCCAGGGGCCAGGGCUGGGCCUCCGGGGGCCAAACUCCUCUGGUUUUCCUUCUUCCUGAGACUCGGGGGUCAGGCCUUCCGGGUCCACUGUGUGCGUGGGGUGUGGGAGCGCGUGAGAGCGUGUGUGCGUGUGAGUGUGUGUUUGAGCGUGUGCGGGGGCAGCGGGAUGGGCCGCCCACAGGAGGAGGCAGGGUUCCGGCAUCUCUGUCCUCCCACCCUGUGCCCGUGGGCUCCCCUGGUCCCCCAGCUCCUUGGUCCUUGGUGCACCGGGGCCCCACAGGCUGGGCCAGCUGCCAUGAGCGCCCGCGGGCUCCCGCCCGCCACCUGCCAUCCUGUGGGGCGUGGCUACGGCCCUGGUGCCGCCCCACAGCCCUCAGCCACGUUGGGAUUACGUUUGUCUGUUUAUUUGUUUUUGUCUUAAUUCAGAUCUAUUUCAUGUAUGGUUUGAAAAUUUUCAGACCCAAAAGAGCAAAAAAUUAGGGAGGAUUUGGUGUCCCUGCCUCCAACCCACUGUGGCGGGGGGCUGGGUCAUCUGUAUCCGGGUCCCGCCCGGCCCUGGGUCGCACCUCCCUCCUGUGCAGAGCAGGGCCGUCGCAGGGAGACGCAGCCGGGGCAAGUGACACAGGAGGGUGCUGCGAGCCCUGCUCGGGAGGAGGCAGAGGCCAGGCCGGGCUGGAGUGGGUCCCCGUUUUGUGCUGCAAACCCUGGGGUGUGCGCCUCUGCGGCUGUGGGUGUGCGCGGGUGGGGGGAGCAGUAGGGGUGCAGUCUGGAAUGCACGGCAGGGUGCACGGAGGAAGGGCCCCUAGAAGUUGCUGGAAGGCUCACUUUGAAGUUGAGUUGCUGUGUUUUGGUGAGGGAGGGCCCGGGCUGCAUGGAGCACUCAGGUGGCCACUUUGUCCAGGGGCUUCCUUCCUUCCGAGCCCCAGGCAGCCGGUAGGCCAGACCGGAGACACCCCUGGGUUUCCGGACCUGAAGGGGUCUGUUGGACCCCUCCCCUUCCCUCGCACUCUCCCCACCCCCGACUGGGUGCAGAUUAGGCCCACCUGCCUGCGUGUGCCUGUAGGUGUCCCUGCCCGGGACCCACAGAGCUGAGCCUCCCCCAGCUGCGGGCGGCCUGCAGGGGCUUAGGCCCCUUUCCACUGAGGGUCCUACUGACUGCUGCCCUGUGUGGAGAGGCCCUGGGGGAGGCUUGGGGAGGGGGCUCCCUGCACGGAGCCUCCAGCCUCCUCCAGCCGGCCCAAACAUGUGCCCACCCUCCAGAAAGAUCUGAUGGCUCCCGGAAGAGGGGUGGGGGGACCUUGGGCAGGCACGGGGGAGCUGAUCGCAGCCCCUGUGCCCCAGACCAGGGUGGUCCGGGCCUGGAGGUUGGGGCCCCGAACCCACCGCCUGGCCCCGAGAUACGCCUCUCUCUCUGCCACCUCCUCCCCCCCCCCGACUUGGGCCCAGGUAGGGUUGGCUCUGUGUGAGCCCCUCAGGACCUGGCCCUCCUGGGACUGCGAGAAGGCCUCCCCCCAGCAUCCUCAGGCGGCGCCUGGGGGGUGGGGGUGGGGAUGGGUAAGGCUGACCCCCAUCCCCCCAUCCCCCCUGCAGCUCCCCUUCCUCACCCCAAUGUGCACUUUAAUUUGACCAUCCCUGAGGACCCUGGGGAGAUGGCCAGCCCGCCCCGGCCGUCAGCAGAAGGGCUCGCUCGCUCUCCCUCUCUCCCCUCUGGUCCAGAGUGGGAGCGGCCCCCGACCCGAGGCCAGGUCACGCAGGGGUGCACUGGCCCGGUGGGGGCAGUGGCGCCUGCACAGAGAAGGCCUGACCGCCACUCAGGCCAGCACAAUGUCCCGCGACCUCUGUCCCCUAAUUGUUCAUAACCGCCGUCUGUUUUGUUCUGGGUAAGGAAGGCAAGAGCUAUGGGUGAAACUUUAAUACUUCAAUGUGAAUGGGUUCUGAGCUCCCCCUGUGCCCCGGGCGGGCCAGGCCGAGCGUUUUGCACUAAAGUGUCCCGCGGUGGACGUGGGUCCGGAGCGUUUGCAGACGGGCAUGGCUGAUGAUUGUAUCUGCCGGGGCGCUCCCUCCGCGUCCUGAAUGUUCCGCGGGGCGGGCGGCGGUGGGCCUGGGCUCGGAGGGGCCUUCCAGAGUGCCUUAGCAUCUUCCAAUCAUUUUUCCCAAGGAAAACCAAUUAAGAAAACCGGACCCUCCCCCUCCUCUGUUUACAAGACGGCUAAUUCCUGUCCCGUGAGCGUGACCCUGACUCACCCAGACCCUGUAGACCGAGAGACAAGCCACUCAGUAUUUAUGACAUUUCUGCACCUUUACUCCCAAGCUUGACUAUUAGCAAUAUGCAUACACUAUGUAGAGUCUAUUAUAGAGCUAAGUUAGACCCGCGCCUUUUUGAGGAGGAGAGAAGGGACUGGACCCCGUCAGAGCGGACGUGGCGGGCAGCCGGCUGGGCGCCCAUCCUCCCCCGGCGGACGGGCUGUGCCACAGGAGGCAGCUGGGACGGAGUGCAAAAGGUCCAGGAGAAGGGACGGGUAGAUGUGACAGAUACUGUGAGCUGGCGGGGCCCCCCCCGGCCUGGCCGGGGCGCCUCAGUACUUGAAUUCUGUCUUGUUUUCUGCACUGUGUCUGGUCUCACCCAGAGUUCUCUGUGGUUGCUUAACUUUGCGUUUGGUUCGAUUGUCUUACCUUGCCCCUGAAUGUGGCCGUGGCCGGGGAUUAGAGGCCAGGGGAGAUAGCUUCCCAGGUGCGGCCUGCAGCCCCUCUCCGGCUGCCGUGGUGCUGGCUGACCGUGGGCCUGGGGUUCACAUCUCCUCCGCGCAAGCGAGGGAGCUUGCGUUUGUGUGGGCGUUUGUGUUUGGAGCUGGAAGGAAGGCAGAAGGGGUGGGGCGCGGCGGGGGGGGGGGGGGGGGGGGGCGGAGCCGGAGCAUCUGCGGGGACUCUUGGUGUGCCCGGCCCUGACCUAUUCCCUCCGAACGGCAGAACUUUCUAGCACCAGCCCAGUGCCACCCCCAGCCAUUUACCGCCUAGACUCCCCUCAGAUGGGUUAUUUUUAUGGAGGUGUCUUGAUGCCCGCGGAAAGAGGCCGAUGGCCCAUUAACCGACCGAAAACUGCGAGAAAACCUCUGUUUGCCUCUCCCAGCAGUAAAUCCUAAACACAGAAUUGAGAGUUCAUAGCUGUCUUGAGCUUUAACUACUGCGAUGCAUAGAUGUGUCAUCAUGUCAGCCAGCCAGCUCCGAAUACCCGCCACCCGCCACCGGGAGGUCGUUAGGGCUUGGUACAAGAUGUUUCUAACAUGGCAAAGGUUCUGGGUUCCGUUUGUUUGUUUGUUUUGUUUCUUCAAGAAAAAAAAAUGAAAAGGAAAAUUAUGCAGAAUCUGGAGCGUUCAGAUUGGACAACCUGCUUGAAUUCAGAUCAACCCCUUCAUUGUUAGCGUUUUGCACAUGAUUGUAAUUUUUAUGUCAAAAGAAGCCAAAACUUGCAAUACUAUUUUUAGCAGACAAAAAAAAAAAAAAAGAACUUAAGUAUAAAAUGUAUAAAUAUUUUUGACUUGAACAUGUGGAUGGCACUGGGUGCAAACAGACCAUUCAUGCUUUGGACGGAAUGUUUGGGAAAAAGAGCCUUUUGAUAAAGGAGACUGUCGCCGCCACACGGUCUGGUGGGGGUUGUUAGGUAGUGCUGUAACUCACGACUGUUAAUAAACGAAUGAGAUCACUGUCCCUGUGCCGUGGAGGAGGUCUGUUUCCUGAGCCCCGAGCUCCGUUCCAGCCCCGCAGGUGCGUCCUCUCUCCUUUCUGCUGCUACUCAGCAGAGUCAAGACUGUUGCUUUUUCGCCGUGGCUGACGCUGCACCGGUAACUCGACCCUACAGACACGUCCGCCGGCGACCGGGAAACCCAGGGCUUCUGUCGCGCUCAGAGCCGAUUCGUGAGGUGGAAAUCCGUUACAAACAAACAGAAGGAUGUGAUCGUUAAUUGUAUAGCGCUUUGUAAAAUUCACAUUUACGGAAUAAUAAAGUCAGUUCAAACCCA